CCCAUCGGCACACCUGUUGAGAUGGAAGCCUUAGAUGGACACGGGGGUGAAGGGCAGCAGCCACUAGAGAAGGGGACGGAUGGACCCUGCUUAGAGGGGAGCUCCAGCACCAUCCCCGCCAGAGACUCACUUGUGUGCCAGGCCAAGGGCCUGGACAAGGACACCUUCAAAAUUUGUAAAGAAUGUCUAAGGCCGCUGAAGAAGUUCCUGCGAAGGUUGCACCCGCCGAGGGACCUUCCCCAGGAGAAGAAGCUAAAGUACAUGAAGCAGAGCCUGGUGGUCCUAGGGGACCACAUCAACACCUUUCUGCAGCACUACUGCCGAGCCUGGGAAAUCAAGCACUGGAGGAAGAAGCUCUGGAGAUUUGUCUCCCUCUUCUCAGAACUGGAGGCGAAGCAGCUUUACAGGCUCUACAAGUAUACCAAGAACAGCCAGACGGCCAAGUUCCCGGUAGCCUUCUACCCUUUGGACAUCCCGGAGAGCUCCUUGCCUGCCAACAAGGAGGACAGUCUGCCCAAGCUCUGCACUGCCUGGGGGCUGCACAGUCACCUCAGUGCCAUGAAGGAGAGGCUGUCCAAGAUGCAUGCCCCGGGCCACCAGGUCUCCCUGCUCGGGGAGCUGAGAGCUGAGGGCCACAGCAGGAGAGGUUCUUUAAGGAAACUUCCUCAACAACCAAAACUCAAGAGAAAGAGGAUUAAGGAAGCCCCAGAAACUCCAGAGAGCUGCCCACAAGAAUACCCAGCUGGGGCAGAGGGCCGGCUCGCCCUGGAUCCCAGAGCACUUGUACCUGAGGGCAUGGGGGACCAAUGAGGGGAAAGAAGAAAUUGUCUCUGUCAAAAGGAUGCUCAGGUCUUAAUUAUGUAUAAAUGGGGCAAGGAAAUAAACAUCCUUAAUACAGUU
Molecule: messenger RNA, 900 nt
Organism: Aethalodelphis obliquidens (Pacific white-sided dolphin)
Lineage: Eukaryota; Metazoa; Chordata; Mammalia; Artiodactyla; Delphinidae
Gene: CHCT1
Product: CHD1 helical C-terminal domain containing 1
Exons: 6
Coding region: 22-810 (262 amino acids)
Source: RefSeq, a predicted model, not a curated record